AUGGAUUUUACUGGUUCCAACGCCAGUCGGAUCAAUAAUUUGUUGAAAAUGGAGAUUGAAAGAAAAUGCAAGUAGAUUCAGAUGGAAGGAUCCUAGAUUUACCCCCUAUUUUUUGCGAAUAACACUUUGAAUUUUAGUAAACUCGGGUGAGACCUACGACGUCUCCAAUCAAUUACUGAAAAGUUCAAAUCUCACCGACUUCAAGGUGAUUGCUGGUGGUAGGGAAUUCAAUGUAAGUCCUAAGGGUCUAUUUCACUUUAAAGUUUUAGGCCUCCAGACUUUUGUUGGCUUCAAAAUCGCAAGUUUUUUGCCGAAUGUUGGAGUCGAGUAUGAGGGAGACGAUAGACGGGGAAAUGACCCUAGACGAUGAUCCCUUUGCAGUUGAGGCCAUGCUGAAUCACAUCUCCAACAAUUGGAGUGUGGACGAUGUUGAUAUUGCUCGGAAGGUGGUCGAAUUGGCUCAUCGGUACGAGUUGCGGGAUCUGAAGGUAAGGUUAUAUUAUUUUACAUUUCUUCUGGCUUUAGGAUCAUUGUGAAGCAGUACUGGCUGAGAAUCUGGAAUUGAAAGGGCUCAAGGAUCGUCUGGACUUGGCUUAUGAAUUGGAAUUGCCACUUCUGCUCAGGAAAUGUUUUCAAUUUGGAUUUUAUCGAUUCAACGGCUUUAACGAGGAGAUUCCAUGUCCGAAAGCCUUGAGAUUGCCAAGUUAUGACUCUCCGAAAACAGUCCAGAUCUCUGUGAAACCUUCUUCCAUAAUGUUGCGUCGAACUGAGACGCGUUCAAGUAAGAUUAUAUCAAAUUAUUGGCAUUUCCUUUUAGAAUUCGCGAUAACUAAUCGAAACCCAGCUGAUGCAACUUUUUGCGAGAUUGAUGUUGAUGCCAGAUACUUUAAACUCGACAAAUACUGUCUUGUUGUACCUCCUAAAGGAUCGGUAACCGUUUCAGCUACUAAAACGUCCGCUCAUUUCGAUAAAACAUCGAUUGGAAUCACGUAUAGGAUGGAUUACAUGGCCAAAGAAGCUGAUGGCAAGCUGUCUCUACCUGUGGUAAACUACUAA
This is a messenger RNA of Bursaphelenchus xylophilus (pine wood nematode), 1056 nucleotides long. Lineage: Eukaryota; Metazoa; Nematoda; Chromadorea; Rhabditida; Aphelenchoididae. The record is from the annotation of a GenBank genome assembly.